CGGGGCUUCGUCGGUGGUUGAACUAAAUGAAUCAAACGUCCCUUUAUCCGGCUCACAUUAACGAGAUGAUUGACAUCAGGAUCGCGGAUCCGCACUCAAACCGUGUGGUGAGUCUGAACCUGACGUCAUCAGAGAAGCUCCUGCGUCAGAAGGCAGAAGAGUCGAUCACCGAAACCAGGAUUUUUUGACAGAGCGGCAAAUCGACUCAAAGAAAGUGGAGCAGGAGAUGAUGCGUGUGUUCGGUAUCUGCCCCGAACCUGCUCCACAGGUUCCUUCCCUUUAUUCUUCCCAUCGGGAGUUUUUCCUGUGCCGAUGUGAGGGUUUCUGGACAGAGGAGGUCACGUGACUGAGCAGCGCUACAAGCCCAAAGUAUCGCACACAAGUUAAUGUUUCAUAUGUAUCGUGAUGGAGGAGCGGCCCUCGUCCCGUGCUGUGGGGGUCAGCCUGUGUGACUCCGCCCCCCUGCUGUGGCGGGUGGAGGACCUGCAGGCGGUGCGGUCUCAGGGUCUAGUGGGGGCCCUGCUGGGUUCACUUCCCCGGAUCCCCCGACAGAACCUCAGGCUGGGUCGACCGCUGCUGCUGCUGCCGGAGGAGGAGGAGCUUCUGACUGAGCGCCAGGCUGCUGCUGCGCUACCCGUUUACCAGGAUAGAGAAGGGGCGGAGCUUCGUCUACAGGUUAAGCAGCACCUGGAGGACCAGCAAAGGAGCUACGAGGAGCAGAGCGUCCUCGCUCUGGAGGACAGGAAGUCUGCGCUGCAGCGAGCCAUGACAUCAUCACGUACAGAGUCCGGAGAUGAGGCUCUGCGGAGCCGGCUGGAGGCCCUGGACCAGAGCUUUACCUUCCCCCGUUCGGCGCUGGCCGUCCAGGUGAGCACGGCAAAGGCGGGGCUGUUCUACCGCCCGGAGGCCCGGGCCAUCCUGCAGGCCCAUCGGCCAAUCAGAGGGCAGGACGAGCCGAGCUGCCACACCGCCAGGUACCAGGUGUUCAGAGACCUGAGGGGGCGGGGCUUCUACUUGACUUCAGCAGGAAAAUUUGGAGGACACUUCCUGGUUUAUCCAGGUGACCCUCUUCGUUUCCACGCUCACUUCAUCGCCGUCUGUCUGUCCCUGGAGGAGCCCAUCUGUCUUCUGGACCUCCUCGCUGUGGCCCGUCUGGGUUCCAACGUGAAGAAGACGGUCCUGCUCUGCUCGCCGGGGCCGGGCGGCCGGGUCCAGUAUACCUCGUUACAGUGGAGCGGGAUGGUGUAGAGGACUAAUCAAUACUCAGACUGGAUGUUGUUGUUCACUGGGCAGGUGAGUUUUGGAUCAGAAGAAGAAACCUGCAUGACUUCAUGUAAUAAAGACCUGGACCUGA
This is a messenger RNA of Pungitius pungitius (ninespine stickleback), 1354 nucleotides long. It is a transcript of the gene tsen34, whose product is annotated as TSEN34 tRNA splicing endonuclease subunit. Lineage: Eukaryota; Metazoa; Chordata; Actinopteri; Perciformes; Gasterosteidae. The transcript has 5 exons. Gene Ontology annotation, molecular function: tRNA-intron lyase activity; nucleic acid binding. Gene Ontology annotation, biological process: tRNA splicing, via endonucleolytic cleavage and ligation; tRNA-type intron splice site recognition and cleavage. The record is from RefSeq and is a predicted model, not a curated record. Gene Ontology annotation, cellular component: tRNA-intron endonuclease complex. The coding region runs from base 406 to 1248 and encodes 280 amino acids.